This is a messenger RNA of Alosa alosa (allis shad), 2511 nucleotides long. RefSeq names its product pellino E3 ubiquitin protein ligase 1a (gene peli1a). Lineage: Eukaryota; Metazoa; Chordata; Actinopteri; Clupeiformes; Clupeidae. The transcript is spliced from 7 exons. The coding region runs from base 1091 to 2461 and encodes 456 amino acids. Gene Ontology annotation, biological process: regulation of Toll signaling pathway; protein K48-linked ubiquitination. The record is from RefSeq and is a predicted model, not a curated record. Gene Ontology annotation, molecular function: protein binding; ubiquitin protein ligase activity.
CCCACAGCCUGCCUAGGCACUUGGCAGCCAGGGAAACUUAAUAUUUGCUUAGCGUUAGCAUAACAUUUUUAUUAUGUAAUCCGUAGCAGCAGAGCGUUUAGACUGCGCAAGCUUUCUGCAUUCUCAUUGAAGUCAGGAAUACUUAGCCCGAGCUUGUUGCUAUGUUGAUGUGUUGGAGUGCAACGGCACCAACAAACGCAAGUUCAAGCGCUUCCUUCAGGGAACAUCUGGAGUAGGCUAGGGGGAAAAAAGCCUCGGGGUUUGAGCUGGGGAGUGUGGCAAGGACUGCGGAACUGAAUGAAUGCAUUAUUGCCAGAGUCGAGUUACGUUUCGGAACAUCCUAGUUAGGAGGACAUUAGCCUAUAGAUUUCGCCGUCUAUUAGUUAGGCUACAUUUAGUCUCUACAAAAGUUUAGUUACUACAAAAGUAAUUCACUGAGGCAAUGAACUUUUUAGCUUCCAUCAGGCAGUUGCUAUAGCCUCACCACAGUGGAUUUUAGGCAAUUCCUUAAUUUCAUUUUCAUACAUUAUGAUAGGUUGGGCUAUUUAAGAUAGAUUGUGCUGGGUUGUAGACUAGACUAUAUUUAUGAUUUUAGCAAAAACAUACUUAGGCUAUUUGUAGGCUAAAUUAUAUGUAUAUAUAGACUACAAAUAUUUCAUAGCCGAACGAAGCUGCAACGUUAAUUGGGCUGGUGACAUGUGACGCAAUGUUGUGUGUUGGGAAGAGGGGGAGACACAAAAAUUGCACCUUCAUUAUGCGCGUGCCCCGGUCAUCCUCGGUUUAUCUAGGAUGUGUGCAGAACAGUCAGUGAAGCUACACAGUGUCGACUACAUUUAUUCCUUAUUUUAAAACCUUUACUUAAACCUUCAGGCUACUUACAAACGAAGCUUAUCACGUAGAGUAGGGAGCUUCAACUUUGAAAUUGAAAUCGCAUCGACCAGUCCCACAUUCAGUGGACAACUGUUUCAGGGCUUUCAGUCUGGCUGGUAGCCGGAAAUAACAGCAAAAAGAAGCAGUUGAUGUUUAUAAGAAGACAAAAGAAGAGGGGUGAGGAGGAGAAGCUUGCGAGCUAAGAAGAAGGAAGGGCUCUAUGCUGGAAGAUCUAAUAGCCUCACCAAUGUUCUCUGUGGACCAGGACAUCUCAAGCUGCACCAUGCCUAGCAAGCCACCUAUCAAGUAUGGGGAGCUCAUUAUUUUAGGGUACAAUGGCUCCCUUCCAAACGGUGAUCGAGGCCGACGGAAGAGUCGUUUCUCUCUCUUUAAGAGGCCCAGAGCCAAUGGGGUGAAGCCCAGUACAGUUCAUUCUGUCUGUUCGCCACAGGCUGCCAAGGCCAUCAGUAAUAAGGACCAGCACAGCAUCUCGUACACGCUGUCGCGCGCUCAGACCGUGGUGGUGGAGUACACUCAUGACAGCACCACUGACAUGUUCCAGAUUGGCCGCUCCACCGAGAGCCCCAUUGACUUUGUGGUGACUGACACGGUACCGGGUCGACUCAGCCAUGGCUACAGCGACAGCACGACGUUGUCGUCACAGAGCACUAUCUCGCGCUUUGCCUGCCGGAUCAUAUGCCAACGCCACCCGCCGUACACUGCCCGCAUCUACGCAGCUGGCUUCGACUCGUCCAAGAACAUCUUCCUGGGGGAGAAGGCUGCCAAGUGGAAGACCCCUGAUGGCCUGAUGGACGGACUGACCACCAAUGGUGUUCUUGUGAUGCACCCCCGUCAUGGCUUCACUCAGGACUCCCGGCCCAGUGCCUGGAGAGAGAUCUCUGUCUGUGGCAAUGUGUUCAGCCUCCGCGAGACCCGCUCGGCACAGCAGCGUGGCAAGAUGGUGGAGAAGGAAAGUCACGAGCUGCGAGAUGGCUCCCUGAUUGACCUGUGUGGUGCUACCCUGCUCUGGCGCACCGCUGAAGGUCUGGCCCAGACUCCCACGGUCAAACACCUGGAGGAGCUGAGGCAGGAGCUGAACGCAGCGCGGCCCCAGUGUCCGGUGGGCCUCAACACACUGGCCUUUCCCAGCCUGCGCAGCAGGGAGGUCCUGGACGCCAAGCAGCCCUGGGUUUACCUGAAGUGUGGACACGUUCAUGGCUAUCACGGUUGGUCAGGCCGAUCUCAGCAGUCUCAGGAGGAGGAGGAGGAGGAGGAGGAGGAGGAGUUGCCUGGGCAAAAUGAACAGGACCUCGGCUCCAGGGAGCGGGAGUGUCCCAUGUGUCGCACCCGUGGGCCCUACGUGCCACUCUGGCUUGGGUGCGAGUCAGCCUUCUACUUGGACGCAGCGCCUCCGACCCACGCGUUUGUCCCCUGCGGCCACGUGUGCUCAGAGAAGACGGCAGCAUUUUGGAGUCAGAUCCCACUGCCGCACGGAACACACACCUUCCAUGCUGCCUGCCCCUUCUGUGUGCGGCCUCUGCGUCGGGAGAGGCGAUACAUCAGACUCAUCUUUCAGGGACCGCUGGACUAAGUGUGUGUGUGUGUGUGUGUGUGUGUGUGUGUGUGUGUGUGUGUGUGUGG